Ipomoea triloba (trilobed morning glory) is the source of this 1548-nucleotide messenger RNA. RefSeq lists its product as uncharacterized. NCBI's taxonomy places the organism in Eukaryota, Viridiplantae, Streptophyta, Magnoliopsida, Solanales, Convolvulaceae. Bases 1 to 1548 code for a protein of 515 amino acids. Gene Ontology annotation, molecular function: nucleic acid binding; zinc ion binding. The record is from RefSeq and is a predicted model, not a curated record. The transcript has a single exon.
AUGCAGUCGCUGGAAGAUGCAGAAAACCCGACGACAGACGAAACGAUGAACGUAGACGAACACUCAACGCGAUCUACCAAGAAAGUUCGAACCGUGAAACGUACCUUUGCUGACACGGUUUCCUCUCAACCCCCGCUCAAUGCUAACGUAGAUUCCAGGGUGGAAACGCACGAAUGGGCGUUCGAAGAUCCAGAGAUCGAGUCGGAUGCUGAGAUGGACAUGGCUGACAAAUCAGAUGGACGACUGAGAGUUGUCUUCUCAAAAGAACUUCGCAAGGAACUGUGUAGCGAAUGGAAACUAGCCCUAAUCAUUAAAUAUUUGGGCAAGAAUGUGAGCUUCAGCAUAUUGAAUCAACGCCUUCCAGUGAUGUGGAAUCUGCAGGGUCAUCUCCACCUCAUCGAUAUAGGGUUCGGGUGCUUUGUCGCUCGCUUCGACAACAAAACCGACUACCUUCACGUCCUUCUUGACGGCCCCUGGAAGAUCUUCGAUAACUACUUGCUAACUCAACGAUGGGUCCCUAACUUCAAAGCUCGAACAUCCAAGUUUGAGAAGAUGGCAGUCUGGGUACGUUUACCAGAGUUAUCGGUUGAAUACUUCCGGAAUGAUACGAUCAAGAGUAUCUUGGAAAAUGUGGGAAAACCUCUCAAGCUUGACCGCACCACGAUUGCACGAGAAAAGGGGAGGUACGCAAGAGCAGCGGUGGAAGUUGAUCUAAACAAGCUGCUGAUUUCCGAAGUGUUGGUGGGGAAUGAGGUGCAAAUCAUUGAGUAUGAAGGGUUGCACGUCGUAUGCUUCGGUUGCGGAGUGGUCGGACAUAGGGAACAACAAUGCCCGCAUAAUAAACACAAGGAACCGGAAACUGCAACGAUGGAUAUGAACACUCCACCGGCGAACGAUACGGAAAAGGAACCCCAAUCGGAACCUGUACCGCCGAUGGUAACACCAACUCAAGCUAAACAAAGAUAUGGUACGUGGAUGCUUGUGACUAGAAAGAAGACGCAGACUGACGCAUCCAAGGGGCAUCGCCACUCGAAAAAGACAGACCGACCACCGGUUAACAGAGGUAACAAAUUCCAACCACUAGCAGCCGAAGUGGAGGGAGAUGGCCAUACCGCCGCCCCGGUCAGAAGAACGUCGCAGAUGACACAAGAGAACGCUAAAGGUAAGUCCGCUAAUUCUCCGAAUCAGUUCCGCAAAUUAACUUUUUCACGUACCGAGAAAGAUAGGAGAGCCGGCGCUGGAAAUCCCAAUUAUCCCAACACUAAUGUUCGAGGACGUGGGAAUUCACUUAUGAGUAGCAGAGGCAGAGAAACAGCAACAAAUAAUAGAGGUCCAGCGCCUCAGAUGACACCCCACACUACCAGUAGUGGGGUUGGUAACACAGGUAACUCUGGGAAUGUUGGUUACUUCCAGUUUGGAAGUCAGCCCUUGGCUUCCAACAUGCAGACUGCAGGGGCCCAUCACACGGGUAACGUGGGGUCCACUUCUCGUUUUACGCCUGGGGAAGGCGGUGGCCAAACUUCCCUUCCGGCCAACCCGUCUCCAUGA